Messenger RNA from Gallus gallus (chicken), 2828 nucleotides. It is a transcript of the gene ING3, whose product is annotated as inhibitor of growth family member 3. The record is from RefSeq and is a predicted model, not a curated record. Gene Ontology annotation, cellular component: NuA4 histone acetyltransferase complex. Gene Ontology annotation, biological process: regulation of DNA-templated transcription. The transcript has 11 exons. The coding region runs from base 96 to 1490 and encodes 464 amino acids. Lineage: Eukaryota; Metazoa; Chordata; Aves; Galliformes; Phasianidae.
GAGUCGAGCCGCCGGUGUUGUUGGCGGCGGCGCCAUAUUGGAAGGGACGAGCCCCCGUUAGCGAGAAGCCCCUUGGCGCUGGCCCGGCCGCCGCCAUGCUGUAUCUGGAGGACUAUCUGGAGAUGAUCGAGCAGCUUCCCAUGGAUCUGCGCGACAGGUUCACCGAGAUGCGCGAGAUGGACCUGCAGGUGCAGAAUGCAAUGGAUCAGCUCGAGCAGAGGGUCAACGAAUUUUUUAUGAAUGCAAAGAAGAACAAACCUGAAUGGAGAGAAGAACAGAUGACAUCAAUCAAAAAAGAUUAUUAUAAGGCUUUGGAAGAUGCAGAUGAGAAAGUACAGCUGGCUAAUCAAAUAUAUGAUUUGGUAGACCGUCACUUGAGAAAACUGGACCAGGAACUUGCUAAAUUUAAAAUGGAACUUGAAGCAGACAAUGCUGGAAUCACAGAAAUAUUAGAGAGACGAUCCCUGGAGCUGGAUACACCAUCUCAGCCUGUGAAUAACCACCACGCCCAUUCUCACACUCCAGUAGAGAAAAGGAAACACAAUCCAUCGUCUCACCACGGUGCAACAGAUCAUGUUCCUGAGAAGAAGUUUAAAUCUGAAGCUCUUCUAUCUACCCUUACUUCAGAUGCCUCUAAAGAAAAUACACCAGGGUGUCGAAACAAUAAUUCAUCAUCCUCUUCAAACAAUGCAUACAAUACAAACUCUUCUCAACCAUUGGCAUCAUAUAACCUCGGCUCAUUAUCUUCAGGAUCUGGGGCCGGUGCUAUUACCAUGGCAGCAGCUCAAGCAGUGCAAGCCACAGCACAGAUGAAGGAAGGAAGAAGAACAUCCAGUUUAAAAGCCAGCUACGAAGCAUUUAAGAACAAUGAUUUUCAGCUUGGAAGAGAAUUUUCAUUAUCUAGAGAUUCAACUGGGUAUUCAUCAUCAGCUCUGGCAUCGACAUUAACACAAACAUUAAGUUCAUCAAGCACAGAUUCACGAAGUGGCAGAAAAAGCAAAAACAACAACAAAUCCUCAAGUCAGCAGUCGUCGUCAUCUUCCUCUUCAUCCUCUCUGUCGUCAUGUUCUUCAUCAUCUGCACUGGCACAAGAACUGUCCCAGCAAACAGCAGUAAUACCAGAGUCUGAUUCUAAUAGCCAGGUUGACUGGACAUAUGAUCCAAAUGAGCCACGUUACUGCAUCUGUAAUCAGGUGUCCUAUGGUGAGAUGGUAGGCUGUGAUAACCAAGAUGUAAGUAGUAAAGUUCAGAAUGUUCAUAAGAGAAGCCUUGUGCAUGUAACUGUUGCUUACAGGAGUUACUUUUCUGUAGUGCUUCUUAUGUUUUCAGUUUUAAUGAAAACAGGGACAAGUAAAGCUCUUUGUGCUUUACAUACACACAACAAAAAAAGUAAUUAUUUUUCCUUUUCCCAUUCAAAUAGCUUACCUGACUUCAGACUUAAACAUAUAGGAUGGGUGGGAACAAGCAGAGAGAAAAUAAAAUGUUUUUAAUAUUAAUCUUUCCAGCCAUAUAGGAGUUCAUGUAUUCUUCACAGUAAGGUUCAAUUACUGUGUGUAACAAGACUAUUCAGAAACCGCAAACCUUGCUGUUAAGAACUUUUAGGUGUGUGUAGCACUUCCAUUCUAAACAAAACUGCCCCUUGCCAACUUCCUUGUGCUUGAAGGACUUUUUUUUUUUGCUUAGAUAAAAAUCCUAGACAAAAAUUAAAAGUGGAACUUGCAUUAAACCAUCAUUCAUCCCUGAUCACGGUCUUAAACAUCAUAAAUACAUACUUUUAAUGUACUUUUUCUCUAUGAGUAGCUUCAAAUUUAAAAAGAUAAGUCCUGACCUUGAAAAUUCCUUAAGUAUUGGGAAUGUACCACUUAGGAUUCUGAUAUUCAUGGAUUUCACUUCUACUGCUUUGGAUUUUUUGUUCUUAUUUCAUCUUUCGUGACUUCCAAUGAGACUGAAAGGAAUCAUGCAGAAAAUCAGUUGAGGAGUAAAGAAGAGAAAGCAAGAAGUUUGCAUUUGACAUUAGAAAUAGUAGUAGUGCCAGCUUCCUAGAAAACUUCAUGGAAAACUUCAAACAGAAGUAGAGCUUAAAUAUUUGUGUGAGAAGUAUGAUGUGAAUUAACAUGCAUACAAGUUAAAACAUUUUUCAGGAAACUUCUCCCUAUCUGUCCCCACAGUUCAGAUUCCUUUAGAGGUCUUCUCUCUUUCCUGAGGAAUUUUGACAUACUUGAAAUACCCUUUAUUUCUGGGAACAUCUAGCUAUGUCAGUAUUAAUCCCAAUGGCCUGGUUGAAAUACUGCAAGUUUUAAAAAGCAAGUGAAUGUAAUUAUGUAUUUAAUAAGAUUCUCCUGCAUUCAGUCAGAAGUGAGUGAUUAAGAUUACUGUUGUGUCACUCAGAAUAUUGUUAAGCUAAAUUUAUCAUUAGCACAGCAAACUUAUUUUGUUUUCUAUAUAAAUAAGUCAGUACAUGACUCCUAGAAUUUUUGUUGCUUUCCUUAUGCUGUGGGGUGCAUGUUAGCGUAUGGAUUCCUCCUCUUUUUUCAUUUUAUCCCAUUAUUUGCUUGGUAAAUAGUACCAAAAAGUGUAGGCAAAACCUACACUUUCUACUAGUGCUUCUUUUCAUAGAAUUGUAUGUGAUCACAAUUUAAAAAAAAAACAAACAAACAAAAUCCCCAACCCUCUCUAAACUCUAUUUUUAUAGUGCCCCAUUGAAUGGUUCCAUUAUGGAUGUGUUGGACUGACAGAAGCACCAAAAGGGAAAUGGUACUGCCCACAGUGUACAGCUGCAAUGAAGAGGAGAGGCAGCAGACAUAAAUAAACUUCGUCUGGAAAACAAA